AUGUCGAGUUCCUUGGAGGCUGCGCCUGACGGCGCUUCGGCCUCCUCCGCGGGUCUCCGUGCCCUCGCGGAGAGUGCCUCUUCCAUGCCGCCCGUUUCACGGCAGCUCUCCCGCGGUUCGCGUGGAGGCGGCGUCGUGCUGAGCGGCGGACACGAGCGCGGCAGCGCCGCUGUGCACCGCGGCCAUGCGAGCUACGUCGAAAGCAUCGGUUUGUACGACUACAUCUUUUCUCUGCCUGCGUCGAUUCCGCACUAUCUCUUCUCCUUCACGCCGGGAUGCGUCGCGUGCUUCGCAGCGCUCUGCGAGCUAGAUCGUCUGAUUAUUCUCCGUCUCCUCUUCCUGCAGCAGCAUGUGAGCGAGCGAGCGAUGCGCCUGUGGGUCGGGCCCGGCAGCGCGGGCGACCUGCGGCGGUCGCUCCAGCGCCUGGUGUCUCCGUGUCGCAUGCUGUCGACUUCGGUGCAAGAUUCGUCCUCGGCCGCCGCGCAGGCAGGCAAGACACCCCCACCGCAGGGCGAGGGGAAGGCGAGGACGUCGCCUGCGCCCGCGUCCGCUUCGCCGGGGGCUGCGGGGGGGACUGCGGCAGCGUCGACCCCCUCGCCCGCCUCCUGCUCUGCCGCCUCGGCCUCGCCCGCGUCCGCCGCGUCCGCGGCGGCGGGCUUGGGAGGCCGUCCGGGGCAGGCUCAGGCACACCUGAUGACGCAGUACGCGCUUGUCGCGCCUCUGAAGCACACGCUGCUGCAGUACGUGCUGGGCGGACCCUCCCGAGCGGCCGCGCCGUUCCUGCACAUGCCGGCCGAAGGGACGUUUCGCUUCCCCACGAAGACAGAGCUGAUCCACCACAGCAGAAAACAGUGGGAUGCGCUGCUGCGGUUCAUCGUUGAGGGCGAGAGAGGAAGCUUCGCCUGCGCCGAGGAGCGAGGCGUCGGCGCGGGAGAGCCUGACGUCGGGGGCCUGGCGGCGGCCGGCGCGGCUCCAGAGGGCGAGGGAUCUGCGGAGCCGAGGGAGAGAGAGGGCGCCGGCGGAAAAAAGAAACGAAAAGGCGACAAGGGCGGUGGCGGAGGCGGGGGGCCGUGUGAAGAUCUUAUCAAGGUUCUGAACCGUCGGCGGUUGCUAUGCCGUCGCACCAAGUCGCGGCGUUCUUUGUUGACUCUGCCGGUUUCGCCGGCGCAGCCUGUCGCGUCCAUGUCUUCUCUGGCGUCGGCUCCCCCUGGCGCCUCGCCCCUCCACGCCACCCUGUCUGCCUCCGCGGCGUCGCCGACGGCGCCUACCUCUGCAGCGGCGAUGUCGCGCGAGGCCUUCUCGUGGAUUUUGAAGGACCUCAAGUCGCAGGUGAACUCGCUUGUCGUCGAAUUCCUGUUUCUCCUGGACGGCGGCGUCCUGACGAACGCCGCACACGACGCGGGCGGCCGCGGCUCGGGCGCGGCGCAUCACCAGGCGUCGCUCGCGGGGGCCGGCGCCGGCGGCGAGGGCGGUGGCGAGCUCGCGAAGAGCAACGGGCAUGGCGCAGGCAAGAGGCACCAGGGCCUGCAAGGAGUCGGCUCAAGGGCCGCGGCGCAUACCGGAAAGGGAGCAGAUGAGGGCAGAGAGGGAGCCUCAGCUGCGCAAAUCGAGGCCGCGACCAAGGACAUGAAGGAUGUUCUCCUGCUGAUUCUGACCUUGGGUCAGUCUUCGGUAGGCCAGCCAAUCUCCGUCCGCCAUCUCUCGCCUUCUCAGCGACGCUUUGUCACGUUCGCGAUCAACAUUGGCCUCAUCUGGGCACCUCCUUCUUGGGCUUCUUCCUACGUGCUCGCUGCUCCCUACGCCAUUCUUCUGCGCCCGGACAAAGGGGGCCACGCCUUCUUGGGCGCUGCCGCGGUCGGAGGGGGGCUGGAGCCCAAGGGGCCGCUGGUGCGCCGGGCCCCAGCGCCCCCGGUGCGUCUAGACGGGCUUUGGGGACAGCUAACCAGCAAAGUGAAGGCAUUCAUCGAGCAGGCAGCCUCAGUGCAGGCGGCAAACCUCAGAGCAACGGCGAGGCGGAAAGUCUUGCAGUUCUCGACAUCACCUUUUUCCCGCUCGUUCGUGAGGACCGGGACGAAUCCACAGGAUCUGCACGCUACUUCUGCCUCUUUGGCCCAAUCGCCGUCGCCCUCGUCUCUUUUGCUUCGUUCCUCGGCUUCGUCUAUUUCGUCUCCCUUCUCGAUCAUGGGCAUGGAAGCAGGGAUGCUUGUGCAAAGCAACUUCAAGGUGUAUGUCUACACGGCGUCGGCCUUGCAGUUGUCGGUGCUUUCGCAUUUGUGCGAGCUCCAAGCCCGUCUGCCCAACCUCAUCGUGGGCGUUUUGACCCGCGCGUCGGUCCUGGCUGCGUAUAGGAGCGGCAUUACGGCAGAUCAGAUUAUUCGCUUUCUCGAGGCACACGCUCAUCCCGUGGAAUUGGAAAGGAAGCUGAGGACGAAUGCGCCUCUUCUGCCUGAAAACGUGACGAUUCAGCUGCGCAUGUGGGAAGCUGAGCGCCUGCGUCUGUCACUGUAUCCAGCAGUCCUUCUGAAGAAGUGGGACACUCAGUUCAUGCCUGAGCUCUUCCAGAGGAGUGUCCGCUGGGCAGUCGGUAAAAAUUUUGCCAUAUAUUUCACGCCGUGGCCAGAAGACCCCAACAGCGAGGAAUUCCGGGAGUGGAUGCAGAAAGAAAAGUACUUGGCCAUACAUGCCGACUACAAGCCGGAAAUGGUCGAGAAAAUACGUGACGUCAGAGACUCAAUCAUCAAGCAACAGGCCGGCAAGACAUGA
Besnoitia besnoiti is the source of this 2763-nucleotide messenger RNA. Its product is annotated as general transcription factor IIH polypeptide 4 GTF2H4. Bases 1 to 2763 code for a protein of 920 amino acids. Lineage: Eukaryota; Apicomplexa; Conoidasida; Eucoccidiorida; Sarcocystidae. The transcript has 5 exons. The record is from RefSeq and is a predicted model, not a curated record. Gene Ontology annotation, cellular component: transcription factor TFIIH holo complex; transcription factor TFIIH core complex. Gene Ontology annotation, molecular function: double-stranded DNA binding; ATPase activator activity. Gene Ontology annotation, biological process: nucleotide-excision repair.